AUGAAAUUCUCCCCAGUUGCGGGCGUUGUAGCCGCCUCAGCCUUUUUGAGCGUUUCCAGCGCGCAAGAGAAGGAGACGGAUCCAGUACUUCUACUAAGUUCAGACUCAGCUUUCCACGCCGAAAUGCUGGGCGGUAUGGGCUACGCGAUCGGUGGAGGAGCUGAUAUCUCCCCCAUACUUGCUGCUGCCAAAGACGUGAUACCAGGAGAUUUCCAGCGGUUCGGUGAUAUAUUCUCCAAACUCGCCGAGGAAACCAAAAGCCAAGCUUUGGACCCCGAUAAUGCAUAUGACCCCGUCAAUGUACGAGAUACUUGGUUCUCGACCGCAAACUAUUUUAGACGAGCCGACAUGUUUCUCCAUGGCAACUGGUCAAAUCCCGCCCUCGAAACCUACUGGGAGGAGCAGCUUAAUGCCUUUAAUCAAGGAAUCGCGGCACUGCCAGUUCCUGGAGAACGCAUCCAGAUCCCUGCCGACAAUUUUACCGUCGAGGCGAUUUGGUACUCUGCGUCUCCCGAUAACUCGACCAAGCGACCUACAUUGAUCAUAGGAAAUGGAUUUGACGCUGCACAGGAGGAUAUUUACCAUACCCUCGCAACUCACGCGUUGGCUCGUGGAUGGAACGCUCUCACCUAUGAAGGCCCAGGACAGCCUACAGUCAGGAGAAGUCAGAACCUGGGAUUUAUCCACCAGUGGGAGCGUGUUGUUACGCCUGCGGUUGACUACCUUCUCGAAAAUAAGAGUUCUGAAAUUGACACGGAGCGGCUUGUUCUUUUUGGUAAUUCCUUGGGUGGUUAUCUUGCAGCCCGGGCUGCCGCGUUCGAGCCGAGAAUCAAGGCUGUCAUGCUAAAUGGUGGCAUUUAUGAUCUUCAUGAGGGGUAUACAGCGCAGCUCACGACCGAUCUCGCGGAACUCUACCACUCAGGACAGAAGGACUUGUUCGAUGAGGCUGCACUGUCGAUUCUCGAUGACAGGAACGUGUCGAGCCAGCUCCGAUGGGGAAUUGAAUAUGGGCUGUGGGCUUUCAAUGUCAAGUCACCAUAUGACUUCCUCCAACUGACCAAGCCGUAUACUGUCAAAGAUAUCCUUGGCCGCAUUAAAGUUCCCGUAUGGGUAGCCGACUUUGAGUUUGAAGGUAUCUACACUGGACAGCCGCAAAGGGUCAAGGAUGCCUUGGGUGACCUGGGAACUCUGCAUACAUUCAACGGGUCCGCCGGCUACCACUGCCAGCCUGGCGCCUACAUGGAGAUGAAUCGUGCCAUCUUUGCGUGGCUUCACAAGACGCUUGGUUAA
Molecule: messenger RNA, 1290 nt
Organism: Clonostachys rhizophaga
Lineage: Eukaryota; Fungi; Ascomycota; Sordariomycetes; Hypocreales; Bionectriaceae
Source: the annotation of a GenBank genome assembly